Messenger RNA from Raphanus sativus (radish), 2002 nucleotides. RefSeq names its product homeobox protein knotted-1-like 6. The record is from RefSeq and is a predicted model, not a curated record. The transcript is spliced from 2 exons. Gene Ontology annotation, biological process: regulation of DNA-templated transcription. NCBI's taxonomy places the organism in Eukaryota, Viridiplantae, Streptophyta, Magnoliopsida, Brassicales, Brassicaceae. Bases 1245 to 1625 code for a protein of 126 amino acids. Gene Ontology annotation, molecular function: DNA binding.
CCCUACCUUAACUAUAAAAUCUAGGAUAUAGAUUAGUUAAUCCUAUAGGUAUAUAUACAUCUUUAAUAAAAUAUUUAUGGUUAUCCUAGGGUAUUUCUCUUUGCUUAUUGGUUUUUGUUUUUGAGAGAAAUUAUAAUUGGGAACCUCCAUUGAAAGUGAUCUUGGUUAUCCCUUAUUUGGUCAAUCCUAUUUCGUAAGCAGUCAAUGCAUAGCUGAAAAUGUGAUAAUAUAACUACAAACUAUUUUUUUGUCAAUAUAUGUGUAUACAAUAUGGACAUUAAGCACCCCUUUCAAUAGUUUCUGACAUCACCGUGAUCAUCUCAUGUUUUAAAUGUUUUAAGAUGUUUAUUAUUUAAUUUAUAUUGCCUUCUCUGGUGAUGUGUGCAUUUGAUUUAUGAGAUUGUUCCUGAUUGCCAUGGGCUUUUUGUAGAAUUCUUUGGCUUUUUGGCUAUAUCUUUAGCCAUUGCCAAGAAUUGGAUGUGGACAUAUCCCAUUGCAUGACUUGCCUUCUUCGGAAAAUGUCUGUGGACAGUAAUGUGAUAACUUUUUUAGAGAUUUUUUAUAGUUUUUACAUAUUUUAAUACUAUAAACUUUCGAUCUAUAAUGCUAGUCCAUUAUCUUAUAUGCGUGACUGACUUGAACUCAUUUAGUUCGGAAGUAAAUACGGUUGCUUUCUCCGACUAUAUCGUUCUGUCACACAGUCAAACCUAUUAUAAAAUCAGGCAAUGUUUCUUGAAUCAUCUUUUGGGGCUGAGUUUGAUGUCAGGAAGCUUUGUGUAAGUGGGUCAGUAGAGUCGUUGGGGCAUUAUAUAUAAAUGUGCAAAUUUAUUGAAGAGAGAAUGAAAAUGAAAACUUGGGUGUUGUGGGGGAGAAGAACAUAAAUGGGAGGCGUAGCGUUAUUUCCGGGGGUUCACAAUGAUCACAUGUCAUAGUCCCAUUUGGAUGAUGAAGUAGGGCCGGUGUGGGGGAUGUGUCCUCAUGGAGACAAGACUAUAAGUCCUCUCUUCUGACACAGUGUCAAUGGAGUGAACUAUUCACUGCGGCGGUUUCUUUUCCAUUUUUGCCCUCUUCUUGUUGAGCCACUUAGCCGUUAAGCCGGCUCUAACUUUAUUGCUGCAAAUAAUGUACUAUUUUCAUUUUAGUGACUGUCCUUUAGUUGUCAACAAACUUUCUGUAAACCAUUCAUCUCUACGUGCAUGUGAAAUUUGUUUAGUUCAUUUGAAUGUCUAGAAGUUAAUUACUGAAUGACCAUUUUGCGUGUGCCAGAGGAUGGUGCAGUUUCAUCUGACGAGGAAUUAAGUGGAGGCGAUGAGAUAUUACAGGAUGGGAAACAAAUAUGCGAAGACCGUGAUCUCAAGGACAGGUUGCUUCGCAAAUUCGGAAGCGGUAUAAGCUCAUUAAAGCUGGAGUUUUCAAAGAAGAAGAAGAAAGGAAAGCUACCACGAGAAGCAAGACAAGCGCUACUCGAUUGGUGGAGUGUUCACUAUAAAUGGCCUUACCCUACUGAAGGUGAUAAGAUAGCAUUAGCUGAUGCAACGGGGUUAGACCAAAAACAGAUCAACAAUUGGUUUAUAAACCAAAGAAAACGUCAUUGGAAUCAGUCAGAGAAUAUGCCUUAUGCAUGAUGGACGAUCUAGUAAUGAGAAUGCAUGAUGCUAUUUAACGUUGAAGUAAAAGAAAAGAAAUAUGCUUGUAUUGACAUGUUUCCUUUUAAGCAUAAAUUCUGCUUUGAUUUGCCGACAAAAGAAGAAGAAGAAAAAAAUGGAAAAAGAGCAGUGAAGGUUGGGAUACAUGAAUGAAUAAUUUACUCGAGUCACAUGUAGGAAAGAAUCAAGGGACAAAAAAAGUCUUCGUCAAAUGCUUUGUAAACUAUAUGUUGGUUCGGUUCGUUUAAAGUUCGGGUUAUACAGUUUGGUCUUGGAUACUAUUAUAUUUUUAGAGUUGAACAAAAAAUGUUUUGUAUCUGGUAUUUAUUUGGAGAAAAAAAACCUAAAUUCAGUCA